UGUAGAAAAGAGUAGAGUAUAUGCAAGCAUAAGACCACGACGUAUCUGAAUGCGUCGAGUUAGAAAGUGAUAGUUGUAGUAAAAUAGUAGAGCUUGUUUUUGCGGGAAAACACUCAUAGAAAGAAAAUCAGAUAGAGCGAGUAACUACUGUCUGUCUAUACUUGCGCUUGCAAACCUCCCGGAUGUAAUAUCUGAAUUGCAGAUUACGGUACGAUUUGCGAAUAUUUGAAAAGUAUCGAGAGACACCACACACGUCCAAAUAUACUAUUGCGUCGUAAUUAUUGCUAACACACGCUCAAAUAGCACAAUCGCCAAUUCAGCUCACGAAUUGCAUUCCAACCAUCAAUAAGGCGGCAUCCCCUUUCGCAAGACUCGCCCCCACAGGAAAGAGGCUGGGUUGUUAGUCACUCGCACGAUCGGCAAAUUUCGCCUAAUCUACACAGAAAACAACACACCAAUUUCACUCAACCAACGUUUGGAACGCCACACAAAUUGACUGCGCGGAAUAGUUGAAAACGAAGUCAUCGGUAGACAAUCUCGUUGACCUUAUUACAACAUAAGUUCAACAGAAUCUACCAAACGACAUAACUGUUGGAUUUGGAUAGCUGCAUUUGUCCGCUCAGCUCGUUUUGCAUUAGCGCAAAUACUCAUUCAAUCAAUCGACGAAACAACUUCGUUCGACUUUUGGCACAAACUUACUCAUAGUUUCGUGUCUGCACAGCUGAACAAGGUCUGAACAAAAUGGUAGUUUUGACUGAAAAAGAAACGGCCGCGGUUGUGUCAAAUAUCCCAAACAACUUAGCAAAUGGCAAUGGAAACGCCAAUACUCUAACUAAUGGGUCAGAUGAUCACGGAAUAGGCGCUGAGUUGUCUAGCACCGAAGCUCAGAAACCCUUUCAGAUGAAGCGAAAGCUCCCAGAUGAUAGCCAAUUUACUACGGACGGCGAUCCAAAAAAUCAGAAAACUGAAGACGGCAGUCGGCCCCUCGGAAAGAAACCCUGCAAUCAAAACGGAAACCAUGAAGUCAUAGCUGAAAAAGACGUUAAACAGGAAAAUGGCGACAUCAUUGGAGAAGAUCCUGUCGAAAUUCAUGGGGACGUUGAGGAAAAAACAGAUACAAAAGUAGACGAAAAGGAAAAACGCAAGAUUGACGCUGCAAAAAUAAGAGCCAUGUUGAUGUUGGAGGAAACGAAUUUGCUGCUUCUGAAAAAACUAAAGGCCUCUCAAACGCCGAAACCAGUCCCCUCACUCCCCGCAACAGCCGCCGCGGCAUCAUCAACAGCCGCCGCAACUGGAAGCAAUAAUUCAGUGGUGUCUGAACCCGCAGCGGGUCCGAAUGUAAACUCGUCUGCUCCAGGAUUGGUGAAGCAACUUCCCAAAACGCAUGUUCCUUCAGUGCAGAGCAAUGUGGUGAGUAGUGUGCAAAAUCAUGGCAGCGCUAAUCAUCAGACAAGUGUACAGCUUCAGCAACAACAGAGGCUGCUUGAACAGCUUCAACGAUCGGACCAGAUGAAAAUGGUUGUAAAUCAGCAAAAUCAAAUGGCAAAACAGCAGCAUCGAGCAACAGCUAUCCCUACUGCCGCCAACCCACCAGUGCCGAGUGUGAACACCAAUAUACAACAGAGAAACAACAUGUCUGCUCAGAUUCCAAACAAUGUACCGAAUGUAACCAAAGGAACCACUGCUAAUGCAUUGCCGCCCAAUGUUGUUCCAUCGGGACUGUUUAGGGGUCCACCCCCAGCUGUGACUCCCGGAACUACAUCAAAUACAGUGCCGACUCAUCGAAAUUCAGUGCAACAACAGCCGACGGUUCGUGUGGACCCAGCGGCCGCGGCGAAACGUGAACAAGCGGCAAAGUUAGCGCUGAAGAAGCAACUUGAGAAGACAUUGUUGCAAAUUCCCCCUCCCAGACCUCCGCCGGCAAAUCUAGACUUCCUGGUGUGGCCGACUAUCGAAUUCCUGUACCUCACAGGUUUGGAAGAGACUGUUGAAAACGUGCUCGUGAACACUUUGAUGAAACCAAGCAGUGAGAAGAAAAAAGAUGGAAAGAAAAAACUUCCACUUCAGUGCGCGCAAUGUCAAACCGAUUUCACAACUGCCUGGAAACGAGACUUGGACUCGGGUAAAGUGAUUUGCGAGCAGUGUCUGGUGAACAACAACAAAAAAGCGGUAAAGAAAGAACACACAAACAGGUUGAAGUUAGCAGUAGAGCAGGCACUGCAGCAAGAGAAAGAAGUUAUCCAGAAGUUGAAGGAAGAGGAGAGAAAGCAAACACUAGCGAGUCAACAAGCAGCCGCAGUCAGAGCUCAACAACAACAACAGCAGCAGCAACAACAUUUGACGCACAAUCAGCCAAGCAACAGUGUCAGUGCUGUCGCUCAAACCAUCGCAAACCAAAAUGGAACCAACCUUCUCUACGGGCAGCAUUCCAAGCAGCACCCGCCUCUGUUCAUAAACCCAACACUAGGUGCAGCCCCUGCCGUUUCAUCAGCGAACGUGAACGCCAGACCAACAGUGCAUCAUACGCAACAACAUUCAGCACCCAAGGGGCGAAUUUUGAACCCAGCACCCGGGGGAGGUCGAAUUUUGAACCCAGCGCCAGGAGGAAUGAGGAAAUACUGAUGCUAGUUUUUUUUUCUCGAAGAACUAAUCAGUUAAAAUUGUUAUCAAAAACUGAACUGCACUGUAGAAUUUGUCGCUUAACUUUUUGUAUUAAACUAAACUGGAAAAAAUCUGAAGCCUCCGAUAGGAGUUAUUUACUUGUUUUUUUUUCGGUGUUUCUCAGCCCAAUAAAUCUUACUGUGAGUUACUUAAAACGAUUUGGUGCUAUUCAUCGAUAAAAAAGAAUUGCAGAUCGACAAAAAAAGUAUUAAUCAUAUUAAUAGCAUUUUUUCAUCCAGAAUGACAUAAACUCACGAAUCUAUCAAUCAAUUAGCUACCGCGCUAAAUUAUAUUUCAACCUCUUUCGUAUUUUGAAACUUGUCGCUUUAUUUAAACGUCUCUUUGUGGAUCAAAAUGUUGGUGAUAAAAGUUACCCGAUAUGUUUCUGCUGUGAAGGUGCUUAAAACUGAUGUUCCAUCAUUCCAAAAAAAGUUCAUAAUUCUGGUUUAUUCUUUAAUUGUGGUUAAAACAUCUGAUUUGAUUCAUCUAAACUCCAGAAGAUUUUCUAAAUCAAAUUUUGGCCAAUUGGUGAUACCAUGAUGUUAUUGUUUACUCUCUUCAUUUCAAUAGUUUUGUAUUGCUGUAAAUUCCGAGAAGCAAUAUCAAAACAUAUUUAAACCGUGUCUUAUUCGGCAUGCUAUCCCCCCUCCCCAAAAAUGAUCCUUCAUAUCUUCUAGAACCAAACUGAGUUGCAAUUAUUACAUGCAUUGCUCGCCACACACUUAUAAUCAUUGUCAGAAUUUAAUUUUUCAACCA
Molecule: messenger RNA, 3417 nt
Organism: Symsagittifera roscoffensis
Lineage: Eukaryota; Metazoa; Xenacoelomorpha; Acoela; Convolutidae
Product: transcriptional repressor p66-beta-like
Exons: 4
Coding region: 742-2622 (626 amino acids)
Biological process (GO): negative regulation of transcription by RNA polymerase II
Cellular component (GO): NuRD complex
Source: RefSeq, a predicted model, not a curated record